AUGUCCCAAGUGUGGGAAGAGAUUCACCCAGAUCUCUCACUUGACCUAACAGAGCAACCGCCAAUCAGAGAGGUACAAACAAUAUUGAGCCAAUCAGAACCCAUUUGCCAGGCAGACCCCCAGCGCCCCACGCUCCCCACCUGGAUUCCAACUGAGCCCUCCCUCGUUCCCAGCGCCCCCUGCCAGGGGAAUUUGGGGAGGUGUCAGAACCUGCCGGCGCUGGCCAUGGGGCGAGUGGCGGCAGCUGGGGCCGUACUGGUGGCACUGGUGGCGCUGGGGGCGCCCCCGGCUGCGGGCGCGGAGCUCUCGGCUGUGUUCCAGGAGAUGGUUAAGUCCGAGUGUCACUUUAUUAACGGCACAGACCGGGUGAAGUUCGUGAAGAGGUUCAUCUACAACCGGGAGCAGUACGUGCACUUCGACAGCGAUGUGGGGCUGUACAUGGGGGACACCCCAUAUGGGGAGAAGGUUGCCAGGUACUGGAACAGCGACCCAGAAUGGAUGGCGUAUAGACGGGAUGCGGUGGACAGGCACUGCCGGCACAACUACGAGUUGUCCACCCCGUUCCUCGUGGAGCGCAGAGUGCCCCCCAGUGUGUCCAUCUCACUGGUGCCCUCGAGCUCCCAGCCCAGCCCCGGCCUCCUGCUCUGCUCCGUGAUGGAUUUCUACCCUGCUGAGAUCCAGGUGAAGUGGUUCCAGGGCCAGCAGGAGCUCUCGGAGCACGUGGUGGCCACUGACGUGGUUCCCAAUGGGGACUGGACCUACCAGCUCCUGGUGCUGCUGGACACGCCCCUGCACCACGGAGUCAGCUACACCUGCCAGGUGGAGCACAUCAGCCUGGAGCAGCGCCUGAGCCGGCACUGGGACCCCCCAGACAUACUGCUGGAUGCCACCCGCAGCAAGAUGCUGACAGGGAUUGGGGGCUUCCUGUUGGGCUUUGUCUUCCUGGCGCUGGGGUUUGGCUUCUACCUGUGCAAGAAGGUGAGGGUGGGGUCUAGGGGGUCGUGUUCCCCCUCCCCUGGAGCAUGCAUGCUCCUUCGGGACACCCCAGCCCGGUGUCACCCCUUUUUCUCUGCCUACAGAGGUCCUGAGCCGCUGGCGGCCGCAGCCCCUCCCCAUGGCCUCAGGUCCAGCUGGGACCCCCAGUCUAUCCCUGCACUGUUUUGGGCGGGGUUCGUGUGUCCCCCCCAGCCCUGCUGUCACUCUGCCCCUGCUCAGCUGCUCCCAGUGUCCCAAUAAAACUUCCCAGUUU
Molecule: messenger RNA, 1249 nt
Organism: Hirundo rustica (Barn swallow)
Lineage: Eukaryota; Metazoa; Chordata; Aves; Passeriformes; Hirundinidae
Product: class II histocompatibility antigen, B-L beta chain-like
Exons: 5
Coding region: 1-1236 (411 amino acids)
Biological process (GO): peptide antigen assembly with MHC class II protein complex; immunoglobulin production involved in immunoglobulin-mediated immune response; positive regulation of T cell activation
Cellular component (GO): membrane; MHC class II protein complex
Molecular function (GO): MHC class II protein complex binding
Source: RefSeq, a predicted model, not a curated record